Rattus rattus (black rat) is the source of this 2331-nucleotide messenger RNA. It is a transcript of the gene Lrrc29, whose product is annotated as leucine rich repeat containing 29. Gene Ontology annotation, cellular component: SCF ubiquitin ligase complex. The transcript has 7 exons. Gene Ontology annotation, molecular function: protein binding. NCBI's taxonomy places the organism in Eukaryota, Metazoa, Chordata, Mammalia, Rodentia, Muridae. Gene Ontology annotation, biological process: SCF-dependent proteasomal ubiquitin-dependent protein catabolic process. The record is from RefSeq and is a predicted model, not a curated record. The coding region runs from base 17 to 1882 and encodes 621 amino acids.
AGACGGCAGAGAUGCGAUGGCGGACUCGCUGCCUCUGGAGAUGCUCACUUAUAUCCUGAGCUUCCUACCUCUGUCAGAUCAGAAAGAGGCCUCCCUCGUGAGUCGGGCUUGGUACUGUGCAGCCCAGAAUGCCCUUCGGGAGACAAAUGUGCGCUACAACAUUCCUGUGUCCUCUGCCUCACUCUCAGCCAUCAAGAGUUUGGGCCUCAGGGGCAUUUCAUGCAUCAGCUUGACCAAUCUGGAUGGCUCUCCAGCUUCGCACCAGGUACUGCAGACUGUUGCUUACCACUUAGGUCCACACCUGCAAAGCUUAUGUCUGGGCGGGGGCAGCCCCACAGAGGCAUCCUUUUUGGCCCUGAUCCUGGGAUGCCCAGUCCUUCGCACACUUGAUCUCAGUGGCUGCAACAGUCUCUUCACAUCAGGCACUCUGCUGGCUCAGCCUGAGACAGCACAGUGUGUCCGAAAGGCCUUGAGUGGCCUCCGUGAUCUUAACCUGGCUGGCCUACGUGACCUGACUGACCUCAGCUUCAACCAUCUCAGUAGUUGUUUCCCCAGCCUGGAGCGCCUCUCCUUGGCUUACUGCCAUCUUACCUUUGAGUUAGGCUCAACCUGGGGCUCCACCAGCCCCCAGGCUUCCUCUCCCUCCCAGCUUUCCUUCCACAACUUGCUACGGUUCAUCAAGGAAAGAGCUGGCACGCUGCGUGCCCUAGACCUCAGUGGUACUGGUUUGCCACCUGAGGCCCUACAAGCCCUGGGCCAAGUGACUGGAUUGAAGUUGGAAGAGUUGAAUGUGAACAGCUGUAAAGACCUCUCCUCAGAGGCUGUGGCCACCCUGUGUCGCCAGCAGCCUGGUCUUACUUCUCUGGACCUUAGUGGCUGCUCAGAGCUGACCGAUAGGGCACUCUUGGCUGUGAGCCGAGGCCUACACCACCUGCGGCAUUUGAGUCUGAAGAAACUGCAGAGACUGACGGAUGCAGGGUGUGUAGCCCUGGGGGCCCUGCAUGAAUUGCAGAGUUUGGACAUGGCUGAAUGCUGUCUAGUGAGUGGUCGGGAGCUGGCCCAGGUCCUAGGCUCAGUUCGCAGAGCUCCACCUGCACUGACUUCCCUCAGGCUGGCUUACUGCUCUUCACUGAAGGAUGCCUCGGUGCUCUCCAUGAUCCCAGCAUUGGGCCCAAGCCUCAAGGUGCUAGACUUGUCCUCCUGUGUGGCCCUCACUAACCAGACCAUGCAGGCCAUCUGCACCUACCUUAUUCACCUGUCAGUCCUGCGCCUGGCUUGGUGCAAGGAGCUCCAGGACUGGGGGCUUUUGGGGUUGAAGGAGCCAAGUGAUGAGCCUGUGCUAAAUCCCCAGCUUCACCAAGAGGUGGAAAGUCAGGCUCCAGACCACCAGGAGCCCAGUUCUGAGCCACAGGGCUCCUCCCUGCUCAUGCUUCAGGCUCUGCAGGAGUUGGACCUCACAGCCUGCAGUAAGCUGACUGACGCCAGUUUGGCCAAGGUGCUCCAGUUCCCUCAGCUGAGGCAGUUGUCAUUGAGCUUGUUGCCAGCUUUCACAGACAUGGGCUUGGUGGCUGUGGCUAGGGGCUGUCCUAGCCUGGAGCGCUUGACAUUGAGUCACUGCAGCCACCUCAGUGAUGAGGGAUGGGUCCAGGCAGCCAGGUUGUGGCCAAGGCUGCAACAUCUCAACCUGUCUAGCUGCAGUCAGGUCACAGAGCAAACUUUGGAUACUAUUGGGCAGGCAUGCAAGCAGCUUCGAGUGUUGGAUGUGGCCAUGUGUCCUGGUAUCAACAUGGCAGCUGUCAAACACUUUCAAGCACAGCUGCCUCAGGUGACCUGCAUCCAGUCUCGCUUCGUGGGAGGGGCUGACCUGACCCUAACACUCUGAGGCCAGGUCAGUAAGUAGCCCUGAAGCUCAUCUCUCACCAAUAUAGUCCUAGCCCACCAGUAUAGUUUGCCCCAGUGCCUCCUGCCUUCGCCUGUUCUAGAACUUUUUCUAAGACUCUGGAUGGAACCAAUCCAGAAUUCUUGCAGCACCAGUGUACCACACAGAUGGCAGCAACCUCUUCCCAGCUACACUUGCUGCCAUGGGCCCUCUAAAGAUCAGACCUAUAGGUAAGCCGGGCCUGGUGCUGGUGAUGGCCAGGCUGUGCCUCCUGCCAGCCAGCCACCUAUUCAGACCUAAAGCCCUUGUUGUACCUGCUCCCCAGGGGUCUCUUCCACCUGAGCUUUAGCAGCCAACCCCCAACUUCAUUGUAAACCCAAACAUGAUGAAAAAUUCUAGAUUUUGUCUUCCUUUGAUGUUCUCAGAAUAAAGGGGUCCUGGCUUCUUCCACA